This is a messenger RNA of Nelumbo nucifera (sacred lotus), 588 nucleotides long. NCBI's taxonomy places the organism in Eukaryota, Viridiplantae, Streptophyta, Magnoliopsida, Proteales, Nelumbonaceae. The record is from RefSeq and is a predicted model, not a curated record.
AGCGUAACAUGUGUAAAUGCUGAAGAGACAGAGUCAGAGGGAAGGAGAUGAGUCGUUGCUUUGCUUGCUUCGGGGUGUCUGAAGAGAAUAAACGGAGAAAACAGGAAGAAGAUCACUUGGCCUCUCAAGAAGCUCGAGCCAAAGCAGCCGAAGCCGCAAUGCGAAGGCAAGAGCAAUUUGAGAAAUCUGCUGCAGGAAGAGCUGCACGUAAACAGAAAUUAGCAGAAGGAAAUGCAAAGAAAUCUACCACCUCCAACAGAGGGGAACCAGUUCUUAAGUGGCAGAUGGGAUGAUGCUUAGACUUUUGGCUGUCCAAUUGUAACUGUUUAUUAAUUUAUUAAAUCAUUCAAAUAUAGCGUGAGCUGUUUUAUUUUGUUUGAAGGAGCACCCAUUUGAAGAUGUCUAAAGCAAAUGUUCCUCGCGGCAAAUAAAUUGUAACCCACUGUAAAUCUCUCUUUUCUAUUUUGUGUCCUCCCACUGUAAGUAUUUCUAGGCACUUUAAGCCCAUGUCAGAUGCCAAGGGCUUGUUAUGUAAUCUCUUUGCCUUCUGAGGACUGUGGAAUAUAAAGUUGAAGUUGUAGAUUUUUA